CUGACCGCGAUGGGAGCCGGCCAAUCGAGUCAGGCGUUGGAUCCCUCAGGCACCCCGCCCUCCACCGCUCUCCACGUUCUUCGUGUUACGCCUGACUCCCCGGCCUCUAAAACAUCCAUCGAACCACUAUUUGACUUCGUCGUUGGAUUCGAAGACGAGUCCUUGACGUCUACUAUUGACGUAGCUGUUUUAGAACGGAUUGUUGAGGGACAUGAAGGCCGAACGUUAAACCUCCUUGUCUGGAAUGCGAAAAAUAGAGAAACCCGAGUCGUUCAAAUCGUUCCGUCGCGAAAAUGGUCACUUCCAAGCGGCCCUUCUUCACCAGACGCGCAACCAUCUCUUCUUGGACUCAGCAUGCGAAUGUGUGAGCCUGAAGUCGCGCUUGACACUGUUUGGCACGUUCUCGAUGUGUUAGAAGGCUCGCCUGCGGAAAGUGCUGGUCUCGUUCCCUAUGGAGACUACAUCACUGGCUGGUCUGGUGGAGUCUUGAGCUCAGAAAAUGACUUUUAUGACCUUGUUGAAGCGCAUAUUGACAAACCAUUGCAAGUCUAUGUUUAUUCUCAUGAUUUCGAUGCAUUGCGGGAAGUUGUACUGGUGCCGAAUCGACACUGGGGCGGAGAGGGAUUGUUAGGUUGCGUAUUUGGAUAUGGACUACUGCAUCGUAUUCCGCCUCAACCAGCCGACCGCAUCGCAGGCGCAUCGACGCCUCCAGAGCUUCACGAGCCGGAUGAUGAAUUCGAGGAACAAGAACUCUUCGUUCCUGCCGACGUACAUUACCCACAACCAAGAUUACCCAUGAACCUUCAACGACAAGAGGAGGAUUGGCAUUCGACCCAGGUGGAUACAAUACAGGAGGAGGACCUCACUCAACGCUGCUUCUUCAUUCCGGCGUGUGUCAACAGGCAGUCCCACACCUGUAUUCUCAUCACCCAGCAGAGUCCCAAGUCUCAAUCAUUCGGCUAUUCAUAG
Mycena indigotica is the source of this 969-nucleotide messenger RNA. RefSeq names its product Golgi reassembly stacking protein 2. Gene Ontology annotation, molecular function: protein binding. The coding region runs from base 10 to 969 and encodes 319 amino acids. Lineage: Eukaryota; Fungi; Basidiomycota; Agaricomycetes; Agaricales; Mycenaceae. Gene Ontology annotation, cellular component: Golgi apparatus. Gene Ontology annotation, biological process: Golgi organization. The record is from RefSeq and is a predicted model, not a curated record. The transcript is spliced from 13 exons.